GCGACGAGCGGCGCGUGACGACAGCCACCAUCAUCUCAUCAUCGCGAAGGAUCUUGAGACAUCGCGGCCGUCAAUCAACAGUCUUCGUCGGCUCUUCGGCCGCAAGCCGGUCCUGAGUCGGAGAGAAAAGAAGACGAAGAUGAAGCUGCUGCUCGUCACUCUGCUGGGGGUCAUGGUGGUGGUCUCCGUGGCCGUGGCCUCGCCUUUCCUCGACCCGGAGCUGUCGCCCGAGUGGGAGUCCUGGAAGGAGUUCCACGGCAAGACCUACGGCGAGGAGGAGGAGGGCUGGAGGAGGAUGAUUUGGGAGAAGAACCUCAAGAGGAUCUCCAUGCACAACCUGGAGCACUCCAUGGGCAAGCACACCUGGCGCAUGGGCAUGAACCAAUUCAGUGACAUGACAACUGAGGAGUUCCGACAGCUGAUGCUGGGCUUCAGAGGCUGGAACGGCACCGGCAAGGACUCCCACGGCUCCGUGUUCAUGGCACCCGCCGCCUUCUUUGAAGCCCCUGAGAGCGUGGACUGGAGGGAACAGGGCUACGUCACUGAUGUCAAAAACCAGGGCGACUGCGGCUCUUGCUGGGCGUUCAGCGCCACGGGCUCCCUCGAGGGGCAGCAAAAGCGCAAGACUGGAGUGCUCGUGUCGCUGAGCGAGCAGAACCUGGUGGACUGCUCGUGGCCCCAGGGCAACCAAGGCUGCGGGGGAGGAUUCAUGGACAAUGCGUUCCAGUACAUCGUGAGCAAUGGGGGCAUCGACUCGGAGGACUCGUACCCAUACGUGGCGCAGGACGAGCUGUGCAGCUACGACCCUGAGAGCAAUGCCGCCGAGGCCACCGGCUUCGUGGACGUCACCGAGGACGACGAGGAGGCCCUCAAGAACGCCGUGGCCUCCGUGGGUCCGGUGUCGGUCGCCAUCGACGCCAGCCUCAACUCCUUCCAGCUCUACCAUUCCGGCAUCUACAAGGACACGCUGUGCACGAACGAACUGAACCACGCCGUGCUGGUCGUGGGCUACGGCGCGGAUGAGCAGGGAGAGAAAUUCUGGAUCGUGAAGAACAGCUGGGGGAGUGGCUGGGGAGAGGGUGGCUACGUGCUCAUGGCUCGAGAUUUCAACAACCUCUGUGGAAUUGCCUCUGCGGCCAGCUACCCCCUGGUGUAACAACAACCGGCGGCGAUGUGACGACAACUCAGCCAGAAAACGAUUAUAACUCUCAUGAUGCACGCAUGGAGCCGUGUGUGACAGAGAGAGAGCCAGGGUCUAUUCACAGUACGUGGAAAACCCUGCUGCUGUUGCUGAGACUCCAUUGCACCAGAGUGCUGAACGGACACAUUUAGAUUCGUGAUUCAUUUCGUGACCCCCAAACUUAGGGCGCCAGGGUGGUAAUGCAGUGAUAACACCGGCGCCUCACCGCAAGAAGGGCCCGGGUUCGAUUCCUGACUCGGGCACUUUUCUGCGUGGAGUUUGUAUGUUCUUAAUUACAAGCUUCGAAAUGAGAGAUAGAACUGAAUUGCACGUCGGAGUUGGGUGGAUAAAAGCCGGAAAGGCGAUUUGUUGGGGCCACUCAGAGGGAUAGGGAUAG
Molecule: messenger RNA, 1577 nt
Organism: Lethenteron reissneri (Far Eastern brook lamprey)
Lineage: Eukaryota; Metazoa; Chordata; Hyperoartia; Petromyzontiformes; Petromyzontidae
Product: procathepsin L-like
Biological process (GO): proteolysis
Molecular function (GO): cysteine-type peptidase activity
Source: RefSeq, a predicted model, not a curated record